AUUGCACCAACCAAAGAAGUCUCCAUUUGUCCCACGAACCAAACCAUGUCUAACAUAUCAUCAUCACUUCCCGUUUCAACCAAUGAUGCAAAACCCAACCCAAACUUCACUCGUCGCACCGCAAAUUAUCACCCUAAUGUUUGGGGGGAUUACUUCCUUUCCUAUGAUACUAGUUUCGAGGAAGCAAAUGACCAAGACAAACAAUUUCAACUAUUAAAAGAGGGUUUAAGGAAGGUUCUUGUCUCAUCUACUGAUAAAAAUUUCUCUUUUACAUUAAACUUUAUAGACUCGAUCCAACGCAUAGGUGUUUCAUACCAUUUUCAACAUGAAAUUGAUGGAGUGUUGCUUGAAAUUUAUGAGAUUUCAACAAAGGACAAUAAUAUCAUAGUUCUUGAAGAUGAUCUUCAUCAAUUGGCUUUACUUUUCCGGUUGCUUAGACAGCAAGGAUAUCACAUUUCACCAACAGAUGUGUUUUAUAAAUUCAAGGACCAAACUGGAAAUUUCAAUGAAACGCUAGCCAAUGACAUACAAGGAAUGAUGAGCUUGUAUGAAGCAUCCCAACUAAGAAUUCAUGGAGAAGAGAUACUUGAAGAAGCAUAUAAAUUCACUCAUGUUCAGUUAACCAAGUCCUUAACCACCCAAUUAAGCCCUUUUCUUGCUGCACAAGUGAACCACAUCUUAGGCCAAUCACUUCAUAAGGGAAUACCUAGGUUGGAGGCAAGACAUUAUAUGUCUUUCUAUGAAGAAGAUCCUUCCCAUGAUGAAAAUUUGCUAACCUUUGCAAAAUUAGAUUUUAAUAUGCUGCAGAAGCUUCAUCGAAAAGAACUCAGCGAUGUGACCAAGUGGUGGAUUAAGGAUUUAAAUGUCCCAUCAAAAUUGCCUUUUGUACGGGAUAGGAUUGUAGAAGGUUGCAUUUGGACUUUGGGAGUCUACUUUGAGCCACAAUAUUCUCUUGCUAGAAAGAUAAUCAUGAAAGUAGGUUCUAUAAUUACCAUCAUGGAUGACGUCUAUGAUGCCUAUGGAACCAUUCAUGAACUUGAGGUUUUCACCAAUGCAAUUGAGAGCAGGUGGGAUAUAUGUUGUUUGGUUGAUCUGCCAGAAUACAUGAAAUUUUGUUAUACAACAAUUUUGAAUGUUUUUGAAGAAAUAGAGAAAGAGAUGAACAAGCAAGGAAAAGCAUACUACAUCGAGUAUGCUAAGAAAGAAAUGAAAAGGCUGGCACAGGCUCAAAUGACUGAGGCAAGAUGGCUUCAUUGUAACCAUACACCAACCAUAAAUGAAUACAUGCAAGUUGCAACUGUAUCAAUCGGUUAUCCUGUGUUGAUAAUCAUAUCUUUCAUUGGCAUAGAAGACACAACAGAGGAGAUCCUUAUAUGGGCAACAAGUCACCCAAACAUUCUUAUAGCUGCUUUAACUAUUAGUAGGUUCAUGGAUGACAUUGCUGGAAAUGAGUAUGAGCAAGAAAGAGGACAUGUUGCCUCAAGCAUUGAAUGCUAUAUGAUGCAACAUAAUACCUCAAAGCAGGAUGCCAUUGAUCAACUCCUAAAGAAGGUUGACAGUGCUUGGAAGGACAUUAAUGAGGCAUGUCUUAGUCCUACUCAAGCACCAUCGACUAUUCUUAUGCCUAUUGUCAACUUAACACGCGUGAUGGAUGUGUUUUACAAAGAUAAAGAUAUCUAUACACAUUCAGAAGGGAAAAUGAAAGAUUAUAUUGAAGCAUUACUAGUCAAUAAGAUACCUGUCUAUAUACCCUAGAAACUUAGUUCCUUUAUUAACUACUAGGGUAUAUUUAUUUAAAAUAUAAAAAAUAAAAAGUUACAGAUAACUUGUAACUAAAAGGUAGGUGUUUUAGAGUAGUUAUGGAAGUGAAAAUAUCUGUGUACACUAAAAAAGUAUAUUGUCUUUAUAUAUUAUUAUAAAUUUAUUACUGUACUAUUUCUUGACUUUA
This is a messenger RNA of Cajanus cajan (pigeon pea), 1948 nucleotides long. NCBI's taxonomy places the organism in Eukaryota, Viridiplantae, Streptophyta, Magnoliopsida, Fabales, Fabaceae. The record is from RefSeq and is a predicted model, not a curated record.